Sabethes cyaneus is the source of this 1077-nucleotide messenger RNA. Its product is annotated as glutaminyl-peptide cyclotransferase-like. The coding region runs from base 1 to 1077 and encodes 358 amino acids. NCBI's taxonomy places the organism in Eukaryota, Metazoa, Arthropoda, Insecta, Diptera, Culicidae. Gene Ontology annotation, molecular function: zinc ion binding; glutaminyl-peptide cyclotransferase activity. The record is from RefSeq and is a predicted model, not a curated record. The transcript has 3 exons.
AUGGCAAUGCGGCACCGAAAAUUAUUGAAGUUGGCUUCCUUACCGUUACCACUAUUACUAGCGGCGCUAGUGACCUUCACACAGUGGCCAAUUCAGCAGGUCGAAGCAAAAUUCACACCAGAUCAAAUGAGUGUUGUGUCCAGAUCUAACAACGAUACCCAUUUGCGUGAAACAGUGAAAAAGAUCCUUAAACCACGAGUUGUUGGAACUGCCUCCCAUGACGAAGUCAAACGAUACAUCAUUGACCAGCUAAAGCAAAUGCGUUUUAUUGUUGAGCUUGAUGAAUUUAACGAUAAAACGCCACAUUUCGGACGGCUAAGGUUCUCCAACAUAAUCGGCAAGCUGAACCCAUCGGCGGACAAGUAUUUGACGUUGGCAUGUCAUUACGAUAGCAAAUACUUUCGGGAACAUGCAUUUGUGGGUGCGGUUGACUCGGCCGUUCCCUGUACAAUGAUGCUCAAUUUGGCCAAAACCACUGCUUCGGCAUUAACACUACUCCGAAACAAUACUGAUCUCAGCCUAAUGUUAGUGUUUUUCGACGGAGAAGAAGCUUUCCGUCAAUGGUCUGCCACCGAUUCCCUCUAUGGAUCUCGACAUCUGGCUACGAAAUGGACUACCAUGCCAUACGUUUCGCAAACAUUAAGCAAAUCGAUGAGAGAGAUAGACCGGGUUCAGUUAAUGGUGCUUUUAGAUCUGAUCGGUGGCGAAAAUCCAAAAUUCUACAAUUUUUUCGACAACACCAGAAACUACCAUCGAAGGUUGAGUGAAAUCGAAUCUACACUGCGAAAAAAUAAACUUCUGCUAAAGGACCCUAAGGGCAUCGACAUGUUCAUCAACAAGAGCGCAAAUAGGAAAAUAGAAGAUGAUCAUAUUCCAUUUUUAAAGAGAAAUAUUCGCAUUUUGCAUCUGAUACCGGUUCCAUUCCCGAAGCAUUGGCACACACCGGAAGACAACGAAGCUAAUUUGAGUUUUAAGACCGUUGAAAACAUAAAUAUGGUGCUGCGGAUUUUUAUGUUGGAAUACUUAACAUAUUGUGAUAGUAAAUAUGGUAGAGCUCUAAGUACGUGCUUGAAUUGA